UGAGAUUUUUAGACAUUUCAGUCUCUUAUAGACGAGAACUCAAAAUUGUGAGAGCGCCCAUCUCUGGCAAUAAUAAUCGAUUGACAAUUGAAACUAUCGAUAGUUAUGAAGGUAGUGAAAAUCAUAUGGGCCGCAGUUUAAUGACUUGUUAAAGAUAGACAGAAGCAAAAAGCAUAAAAUACUGCCAAAAAUGUUUCCAAAAAUGAGCUAUUUGAUAAUCGUUUUGCUCAGCUUGUUGGCCAGUGGAAGAAGCUUCUUGGAGCAUGAUAGCUGGAUAACGAUUGAUUUGCACCAUUCCCUGUCGGCAUCCAGGCCGGAGCACUUUUCACAUCGGGGCAAUAUCUCCAUACCAAGUCUGAACUCGGGCCUGUCGACCGUGGUGCAAAAUCCAUUAACGGAUAGUGAACUAGAAAGCGUUAAGAUCCUGGCCAAAGAAAAUGGUUUCUAUCGCUUAAGGGCAACGGUCAUUUAUCCCAAUGGCAGUAGCCAGCGUUUUUUGACAUCCAGCAAAGCUUGCAGCCUGCUGUUGGCUCAAUUCAAUGAUGUGCUCUGGAUAUCCCUCGAUCCCAACGGCUACGUAACGGGUAUCACUGCUGCGCAGGAUCCGGCACCCCAGAACACCGAAUGUUCAGCCGAAGAUGUGCAGCAAAUCAAUGAGAAAAAUUUCAGCUCUGAUGUUAUAAUUCGACAUGCUGAACUGGCACCGGUGCCCGACACUGGCAGCUUUAUACAGAAAUUCGAACGUGAGCGUGAGGCCAGGGAGCGCGGCGAGGUGCGUGAUAAUAGAGGCUUCUUUGCCAAAUACUGGAUGUACAUUGUGCCUGUUGUUCUAUUGGUCUUCAUUUCUGGUGCAACAAAUCAGGAUGCGGACAAAUAAGCAUUUAUAUGUAAAUUAGUAAAAGUCUUAGAUUUUCGUUUAAUUGGAAAUAAAGAAAAACACAAAAGUUUUCUACUCAAUUCGAA
This is a messenger RNA of Drosophila novamexicana, 963 nucleotides long. RefSeq names its product ER membrane protein complex subunit 10 (gene EMC10). NCBI's taxonomy places the organism in Eukaryota, Metazoa, Arthropoda, Insecta, Diptera, Drosophilidae. The coding region runs from base 191 to 877 and encodes 228 amino acids. The transcript is spliced from 2 exons. Gene Ontology annotation, cellular component: EMC complex. The record is from RefSeq and is a predicted model, not a curated record.